Molecule: messenger RNA, 504 nt
Organism: Fonsecaea multimorphosa CBS 102226
Lineage: Eukaryota; Fungi; Ascomycota; Eurotiomycetes; Chaetothyriales; Herpotrichiellaceae
Exons: 2
Coding region: 1-504 (167 amino acids)
Biological process (GO): protein dephosphorylation
Molecular function (GO): protein tyrosine phosphatase activity
Source: RefSeq, a predicted model, not a curated record
AUGACGGAUUCCUCGACCAGAAUCUCAGUCCUCUUUGUCUGCCUUGGGAACAUAUGUCGGUCGCCAAUGGCCGAAGGCGUCUUUCGGUCUCUGGCGAAAUCCCAUCCUCGCAUUGGCGACAUCGACUCAGCUGGUACUGGCGCCUAUCACACUCUUAAUCCACCUGAUGACAGAACACUGGAUACCCUUCGGAGACAUGGCAUCACAGAUUAUGACCAUGGUGCCCGUCAGGUGCGCUCGAAGGACUUCGACGAGUUCGAUUACAUUUUCGCAAUGGAUGCCUAUAACUUCAACGAUUUGCACCGAAUGCAGCGAAGACUUGAGAGCAAGGGACACAAAACAAAGGCUAAGCUCAUGAUGUUUGGCGAUUUUGGAGGAAGAAAGAAAGGCGAGGAGGUCAUUGAUCCUUAUUAUGGCGCCGACAGAGGAUUCGAAGAAGUCUACGAGCAGGUCACUCGAUUCUCAAAGAACUUCCUGGAACAGGUUGUCUCCACUGCUGCCUGA